AGAAUUUCUUUUGCUCAAGGAGACAGCCAAGUGCCAGGAAGGGGCCACCGAUGCACCGUCGGCGCCGUACUGCAGAAUAGCUGCGGUUUGGACCCGAAAUGGCUGCUGCUGGGGCUGCUGCUCAGCGUGGCGUCCCAGCCACCCUGCCGCAGGACGCAGACGCAGAGAUGAACGCGAUGCAGGCCUUCAUCCGGGGCCAGAUGGGCUUCAUCCUGGCGCCCAUCGGAGAGAGCGUGCGCGACAUCGAGGACGAUAUUGGGCAAAUCAAGGCCGCGGUGGAGCGGGAGCGCCGACGCGGCGACGGUCUCGAGGCUAAUAUCAAAGACGACGGACCCAAAUUAGAGGAGCUCCUCGAGAAGGUGAAAUCGAACGACGACCGCAUUGACCGGUUGGUCGAGGACGUACCCGUUAUCAGGCAGGAGAAAAGCCGAUUGGAGGCUGACCACGAGGUCACAAAGGCAACACUCCAGCAGACGCAGGCCGCCAUCCGCGCCAUGGACGAGAGAUCUCAGGUCAUGUCGCUGGACCUGGAGUCCCUCAAGGCCGCGGUGCUCCGGCUGGAGUUCGCCCUGCAGAGUGCGGGGAACGCCCAGGCCGCCAGCGGAGAGCACAUCGCGGAGAUGAAAGACUUCUGCGAGGGCCUGAACCAGCGCCACAUAGACUUGGUGCAAGACCUGAAGGAUAUCAGCCGUUCUGGCGCUGCCACGGACAGGGCCCUGCAGACGUUCCAGCAGGAGUACGCCGAGCAGAAGCAGGUGCUCGUGGAGGGGGCGCGGAAGCUCGAAGCCCAGGCGGUCGAUAUGGAGAAUCAGUUCGUCGCGAAAGUCCAGACAAUUCGGAGCGACUUUGACGCCAUUCAGACCGACAUCACCAGGCUGAAGGCACUACGUCUCUCGCAGGAUGCCGCGGACAGGAGGAUCAAACAGCUGGAGGACCUCCAGGUCCAGGCCUCGAGCGAAAGGGGUUCCCUGACGGACGAAGUGAGCGUAUUUCGGCAGGAGCACGUCGAGCUCAACAAGGAGCUCACGUCUUUGAAGAAACACGUUUUCGAGUCGACCCGAGCGCUCGAGGACUCCGCCCGGCUGGCCGAUCGCAGCCGGGCGGACCUGAGCAAAAAGCUCGACGUGCACGCUGGUGCCAUUGAGCAAUUGGGGAGCAGCACGCGGGACCUCCAGGCGGGACAGUCUCAGCUUCAGGCGCACCUGGCCGACGUCAGAAGAGACACCUACAGGCUGCAGGAGUGGCGCAACAAAGAUGCGCUCCCAAAGCUUGACAGCAACGCCAAGGAGAUCCAGGACGCCCAUGCCGGCAUCGGGAAACUCAGCAAGGACGUCGGCGUCGCAAAGGACGAUCUGUUGAAGCUCAAGGAAGACCUGGCGGCCGCGAACGUGGUGAUAGCGAAACUCGGCUCGCGAUACGAUGCCUGCAGCGGCCAAAUUCAGGGCAUCAGCAAGGGCUUCCAGGACACCUCUCGGAGCGUUGCCACCGGGGCGGACGGCAUGAUCAAGCCGAAGAACAGGGGCGGCGAUCCUGGCGCCCUGGACAGGACCCUGCCGACCUUGCUGCCUGCCGAAGGCGAGGCCCGAGGCGGCUUCGGCACCGCGCCGGUGGCCACCCCGCGGGGCGCACGGCACGCCGCGGGGUUCCUCUCCGCUCGGGGCGUGGCGUGAGCGGCCUGUCGGCGGCGCGGCGUGCGGCGGCGCCCAAAAGGGCACGUGCCGUGCGCCCAGGCUUCCGUCUGGCUGCGUCCCGAUGAAUGCGAGGCCAACUGCCCGCGAAGGAAAAAGCAAGGGCACUUGCUAUCCCUCGGCGGCGGGCGAGGGGGUGAAGGGA
Messenger RNA from Prorocentrum cordatum, 1833 nucleotides. NCBI's taxonomy places the organism in Eukaryota, Dinophyceae, Prorocentrales, Prorocentraceae. The record is from the annotation of a GenBank genome assembly.